Messenger RNA from Manihot esculenta (cassava), 1565 nucleotides. Its product is annotated as heavy metal-associated isoprenylated plant protein 9. Bases 342 to 1289 code for a protein of 315 amino acids. Gene Ontology annotation, molecular function: metal ion binding. The record is from RefSeq and is a predicted model, not a curated record. The transcript has 4 exons. Lineage: Eukaryota; Viridiplantae; Streptophyta; Magnoliopsida; Malpighiales; Euphorbiaceae.
UAUAAAUCUGCCAACCCUGCGCCACUAGUUUCCUCCCUCGCCUUUUCCCUACCGCUUCAGCCUUGAAGAUACAAAAGAAAUAUUAUAUUAAACUAGUUACAGCUUCUUUGAUUUCUUUAUUUAGUGGCAUUCCAUGUGCAUUGGAAUCACACACUUGUAUUUUAUUACUCUUUCAUUCAUUCAUUAAUUGCACUUCCUCUCAUUCCCUCCCUGUAUAUAAAACCUCACAUCUUGUUCCUUCAGUAUCCCGCUUUUUCUCUUUUUCUCCUCUUCUUCUUCUUAUUUUUUAUUAUAUUCUUCUCCUCAGUUUCACCAAAGUUCUGAUACUAUCAGCUGCUACAAUGGGUGAAGAAGCUAAACAGGCAGAGCCCAAGCCAGAGGAGAAAGUUGAAGAGAAAAAAGAAGAGAAGCCUGCUGAGGAAGAGAAGAAGGAAGAGCCAAAACCACCUGCUCCCUUCGUUUUGUUCGUGGACCUGCAUUGUGUGGGGUGUGCGAAGAAGAUUGAAAAGUCUAUCAUGAAGAUUAGAGGCGUGGAGGGAGUUGUGAUAGAUAUGGCUCAAAACCAGGUUACUAUAAAAGGAAUAAUUGAACCUCAAGCUGUUUGCAACAGAAUCAUGAAGAAAACCAAGAGAAGAGCUAAAGUUUUGUCUCCAUUGCCUGAAGCUGAGGGUGAACCAAUGCCCCAAGUUGUCACCUCACAGGUCAGUGAAUCAACAACUGUAGAGCUAAACGUAAACAUGCACUGUGAGGCCUGUGCUGAGCAACUGAAGAGAAAGAUACUCAAAAUGAGAGGAGUGCAAACAGCUACAACGGAGUUAAGCACAGGGAAGGUAAUAGUGACAGGGACGAUGAAUGCAGAGAAGCUGGUGGAUUAUGUUUAUAGACGCACCAAAAAGCAAGCGAAGAUAGUGCCACAGCCAGAGCCUGAACCAGAAAAGAAAGAAGAGAAAAAAGAAGAAGAGAAACCAGCAGCAGAAGAACCUAAACCAGAAGAAGCAAAACCAGAAGAGAAAAAAGAAGAAAACUCAGAGAAGAAAGAAGAGGAUCAAAAAGCAACAGAAGAAGAACCCAAGAAACAAGAAGCUGGUGAAAACCCUGAGAAAAAUGAGAACAAAGAAGAGGCCAAGAAGGAAGAAGGAGGAGAUCAGAAUAUUGAAGUUAUAAGCAGCAUUGAUGAUGAAGGUAUGAAGAGAAUGAUGUACUAUUACCAGCCACUUUACGUGAUUGAGCGAAUCCCACCUCCUCAGCUCUUCAGUGAUGAGAAUCCCAAUGCAUGUUCUAUUUCAUGAUUGAUCAUGUAAUAAUUUAUCAACCAAAUUCUCUCUCUAUGUAUGUAUAAUAUAUAAUCUAUCGUAGAUAGUUGCAGUCACUUAAAUUAAUUCCACUUGCGAUGAGCGAGGAUUUUGGAGGAGCUCCAUCAGUGGAAGGUGUCAAAUGAGUAUGGGCAAAUGGGAAUUGUUUUAGAGAUCUGAUUCUACACCCAUCAAGUAAUUAAUAUAUCAUUCUGUAUUUUGUCAUAUAUUUAAUGAAGCAUGCAAUACAAACUUUGUCAUGUUUUCUAUUAA